UGCCAUGGCAACUUCUUCUUUCCUCGCUUGGUUUUGGAACGAAAGAUUCUGGCUUCCUCAUAACACAACGUGGGCAGAUUUAAGAAACACAGAGGAUGCAACUUACGCCCAAGCCACUGACUUAUGGGUGAUGAUACCAUAUUCAAUUGUUCUUUACAUCAUUCGAUUUAUAAUUGAAAGAUUAAUUGCUCGUCCCCUUGGUCGAAAGUUAAACAUAUCUGAUAUACCAAACCGACCACCCUCCAGUAAUGCGGUGCUUGAUAAAGUGUUUAGUUCUAUAACAAGAUAUCCAAAAGAUGAAAGACUUAAAGGUUUAUGUAAACAACUUGACUGGAGUGAACGGCAAGUUCAAAGAUGGUUUCGAAAAAAAAGGGAAAUCCACCGUCCUUCAAAACUUAUAAAGUUUUCCGAGACUGUGUGGCGCUUAUUAUUCUACACUGGUGUUCUUACGUUUGGUAUAUUUGCCAUGCAUUUCACUUCACCCAAAUGUCCAUGGGAGACACGCAUGUGUUGGGUGGGCUAUCCAGAUAAACAACAACUAACACUGUCUAGUUAUUGGUACUAUCAAACUGAGUUAGCAUUCUAUGCAUCUUGCACAAUAACUCAGUUCUUUGACAUCAAAAGAAAGGAUUUCUGGGUAAUGUGCAUUCACCACUUUGCCACCAUUUUACUCAUUUGUUUUUCAUAUUCAAUAAACAUGCUUAACAUUGGUAUGCUUAUAAUGCAACUCCAUGACUUCUCAGAUGUAUUUUUAGAGGCAUCAAAGAUUGCGAAAUACUUGAAACAUGACGUGUUAGCAACUACUGGUCUUGUGUGUUUCUCUCUCACUUUCAUGCUUGCAAGGAUUGUUUAUUUUCCAUUCUGGGUUUUAAAUUCGAUUUACUUUGAUGCAUGGGAGGUGGUUGGUCCCUUUCCUUCAUGGUACAUAUUCUGUGUAUGGUUGUCACUACUGCAGUUCCUUCAUAUAUACUGGUGCAGUUUCAUUGUGAAGGGUGUGGUAAAGAUGGUAAAACAGGGAGGCGCGGCAACUGAUGAGCGAAGUGAAAGUGAGGCGACAGAUUCAGACGAAGGAAAUGAAGAAAAUCGAAAGAAGUCUGGCCUGGGUGAUGCGCCAUCCAAUGGUGUAACUUUAAGAAAACCUGUGGCCAAGUGAUGGCGGUAGAGAGCUUUUUCAAUUCAAAGUAUUAGUUUGCAUAGUUUACCAUUAAACACGAUGCCAACGCACUGUCACUUAAAAUUUGUUUUAAAUUUUAACUUUUUAACGUCUGGUGUGCAAAUUAACUUUCUCUUCCUAAUUGCCUUGUACGUUUGAUUUCGACUCUCCCGGUACUUUAUGAAUGCAAUUCAGCCAACACUCUUAACUGAGUGUUAAAUUAAAUAAAUUUGUAUUUUUCGUUUCUUUUGUGUUUGUUACUGAUUUCAUUUGUUAACUUGGCAAUAGUUGAUGUUAUUAAAAGUUAUGUUUAUUUGCAACAAAUGCCACAAACAUCUUAAA
Molecule: messenger RNA, 1495 nt
Organism: Ciona intestinalis (vase tunicate)
Lineage: Eukaryota; Metazoa; Chordata; Ascidiacea; Phlebobranchia; Cionidae
Source: RefSeq